AUGUCUGAACUGCAUGUUGAUCCUCUGCCAUCAAAAGAUGUUCCUACUCCUGUCGUUGAUACUACAGAGGACGAUGUUGACACAUCUGGUAAGAACACACUUAAUCAAAACUCUGAUGUUCCAAAUUCUGUUGAAAACCUAGGUUUAAAGGACCCUGCUAUGUCUGAAAAAUUGGGGAAAACUGUUCCUAACCCCCCUACUGUUGUUGAUGCUAAUAUUGGCGAUGAUAAAGGUAUGAUGGUUGAGUUCAAAAAAUCUAUGAUGGAAGCCUUCGACAUGACUGAUUUGGGGAAGAUGAGAUUCUUUCUUGGCAUUGAAAUUUUGCAAAAAUCUGAAGGAAUUUUUAUAUGCCAAAGAAAAUAUGCCACUGAUAUUUUAAAGAAGUUUACAAUGUCUGAGAGCAAGCCUGUUAAUUGUCCAAUUGUUCCAGGUUCCAAGAUUAAUAGGGAUGUUAACGGGGCUGCUGUUGAUGAUACUUAUUUCAAGAAGAUUGUUGGAUGUCUAAUGUACCUUACCGCUACAAGACCAGAUAUCAUGUUUAGUGUAAGCUUAAUUAGCCGGUAUAUGUCAAAACCAACUGAGUUGCAUUUACAAGCUGCUAAAAGGAUACUAAGGUAUUUGAAGGGAACUACUAGCUAUGGGAUAUUCUACAAGAAGGGAGGGGAAACAGACUUGCUUGCUUUUACGGAUUCUGAUUAUGCAGGAGAUGAAGAAGAUUCUAAAAGCACAUCAGGUUAUGUUUUCUUCUUAAGUUCUGGAGCUGUGUCAUGGAUGUCCAAGAAGCAACCAAUUGUUACUCUCUCAACAACUGAAGCUGAAUUUGUGGCUGCUGCCACAAGUGCAUGUCAAGCUGUGUGGAUGAGAAGGAUUUUGAAAAAUAUAAGUCAUGUUCAAGAAGGUAGCACUGAUGGAGAAAUUGAGCUAGUUCACUGUGUAACUCAGGAGCAGGAUGCAGAUUUGAUGACUAAAGCAUUGAAGCUUGAGGCAUUCCAGAAGCUAAGAAAGAAGAUGGGAAUGCUUGAUUUCACUGAAGUAAACUAG
This is a messenger RNA of Trifolium pratense (red clover), 1041 nucleotides long. RefSeq lists its product as uncharacterized. NCBI's taxonomy places the organism in Eukaryota, Viridiplantae, Streptophyta, Magnoliopsida, Fabales, Fabaceae. The transcript is spliced from 3 exons. The record is from RefSeq and is a predicted model, not a curated record. The coding region runs from base 1 to 1041 and encodes 346 amino acids.